Molecule: messenger RNA, 3518 nt
Organism: Branchiostoma floridae (Florida lancelet)
Lineage: Eukaryota; Metazoa; Chordata; Leptocardii; Amphioxiformes; Branchiostomatidae
Product: fibropellin-1-like
Exons: 25
Coding region: 1-3396 (1131 amino acids)
Biological process (GO): Notch signaling pathway
Molecular function (GO): calcium ion binding; Notch binding
Source: RefSeq, a predicted model, not a curated record
AUGUCAGCAGCGUCGUGUCUGGUGAGGCCUCUCUACGGUCCGACAGCAGACGACAACUACUCUCCAGACGCAUGUGUUAACUACGACGUCCUACUCCCUGAAAUAACGAAUCUGACAGAGUCCUUUAAUAAAUCCCUUGCGGAACUCGGGCUGAGUAAUGUGCGGACGGACCUGGAAGAGUUGCGUGACGUAGACGAAUGUGCCUCUGCUCCGUGUCAUAAUGGCGGAACUUGCGAAGGCGAGGUCAACGGCUACACCUGUACUUGUGCUCCUGGCUAUGCAGAAAUCGACGAAUGUGACAGUGAUCCAUGUCAAAAUGGCGGAACUUGCAAUGACGAGAUCAACGGCUACAACUGUGAUUGUGUUCCUGGUUAUGAAGGAGAUGAUUGUGAAAACGAAAUCGACGAAUGUGACAGUGAUCCAUGUCAAAAUGGUGGAACUUGCAAUGACGUGGUCAACGGCUACAACUGUGAUUGUGUUCCUGGUUAUGAAGGAGAUGAUUGUGAAAACGAAAUCGACGAAUGUGACAGUGAUCCGUGUCAGAAUGGCGGAACUUGCAAUGGCGUGGUCAACGGCUACAACUGUGAUUGUGUUCCUGGUUAUGAAGGAGAUGAUUGUGAAAACGAAAUCGACGAAUGUGACAGUGAUCCAUGUCAAAAUGGCGGAACUUGCAAUGACGUGGUCAACGGCUACAACUGUGAUUGUGUUCCUGGUUAUGAAGGAGAUGAUUGUGAAAACGAAAUCGACGAAUGUGACAGUGAUCCGUGUCAAAAUGGCGGAACUUGCAAUGACGUGGUCAACGGCUACAACUGUGAUUGUGUUCCUGGUUAUGAAGGAGAUGAUUGUGAAAACGAAAUCGACGAAUGUGACAGUGAUCCAUGUCAAAAUGGCGGAACUUGCAAUGACGUGGUCAACGGCUACAACUGUGAUUGUGUUCCUGGUUAUGAAGGAGAUGAUUGUGAAAACGAAAUCGACGAAUGUGACAGUGAUCCGUGUCAGAAUGGCGGAACUUGCAAUGACGUGGUCAACGGCUACAACUGUGAUUGUGUUCCUGGUUAUGAAGGAGAUGAUUGUGAAAACGAAAUCGACGAAUGUGACAGUGAUCCGUGUCAGAAUGGCGGAACUUGCAAUGACGUGGUCAACGGCUACAACUGUGAUUGUGUUCCUGGUUAUGAAGGAGAUGAUUGUGAAAACGAAAUCGACGAAUGUGACAGUGAUCCGUGUCAAAAUGGCGGAACUUGCAAUGACGUGGUCAACGGCUACAACUGUGAUUGUGUUCCUGGUUAUGAAGGAGAUCAUUGUGAAAACGGCAAGUUUUUUUUCCAUAAUAGCUACAUAGACGAAUGUGCCCUUGAUCCGUGUGUAAAUGGCGGAAUAUGCGAGGACGCUGUCAAUGGCUACACCUGUACUUGUGCUCCUGGCUUUGCAGGAGAUUAUUGUCAAACAGUGCUCUGCUCUGCCAGAACUGACCCACCGGAAGGCGGGGGCAACAUGUACUGUACAAAUCCAGGUCCAUCGUACCCGAUUGGCACGGUCUGCAGCCUAGAGUGUGAUAACGGCCAAGGUUACUUUCUAAACUCCGGAGACGAGAGCAGGACAUGCCAGGAAGGAGGAUCAUGGGAUGGAGACGAUCUUGUGUGCUCUGCGGAUUGCUCUGUCAGAACUGACCCACCAGGAGACGAAAGGGGGAACAUGUACUGUACUAAUUCAGGUCCGCCGUACCCGAUUGGCACGGUUUGCACCCACCAGUGCGAUAACGAGCAAGGUUUUUUCCUCAACUCUGGGGACGAGAGCAGGACAUGCCAAUUAGGAGGAACAUGGGAUGGAGAGGAUCUUGUUUGUGCUGAUACGGUCGACUGCGUUGGAGUGGAUUGUCAAAAUGGCGGAACCUGCGUCGGCGAUGUUAACGGUUACUCCUGCAAUUGUGCUCCUGGCUAUGAAGGCGAUCACUGUGAAACAGAUACGGACGACUGCGUUGGAGAGGAUUGUCAAAAUGGCGGAACCUGCGUCGACAAUGUUAACAGUUACUCCUGCAAUUGUGCUCCUGGCUAUGAAGGCGAUCACUGUGAAACAGAUACGGACGACUGCGUUGGAGUGGAUUGUCAAAAUGGUGGAACCUGCGUCGACGAUGUUAACGGUUACUCCUGCAAUUGUGCUACUGGCUAUGAAGGCGAUCACUGUGAAACAGAUACGGACGACUGCGUUGGAGUGUAUUGUCAAAAUGGCGGAACCUGCGUCGACAAUGUUAACAGUUACUCCUGCAAUUGUGCUCCUGGCUAUGAAGGCGAUCACUGUGAAACAGAUAUGGACGACUGCGUUGGAGUGGAUUGUCAAAAUGGCGGAACCUGCGUCGACGAUGUUAACGGUUACGCCUGCAAUUGUGCUCCUGGCUAUGAAGACGAUCACUGUGAGACAGAUACGGACGAAUGCGUUGGAGUGGAUUGUCAAAAUGGCGGAACCUGCGUCGACAAUAUUAACGGUUACUCCUGCAAUUGUGCUCCUGGCUAUGAAGGCGAUCACUGUGAAACAGAUACGGACGACUGCGUUGGAGUGGAUUGUCAAAAUGGCGGAACCUGCGUCGACAAUGUUAACAGUUACUCCUGCAAUUGUGCUCCUGGCUAUGAAGGCGAUCACUGUGAAACAGAUACGGACGACUGCGUUGGAGUGGAUUGUCAAAAUGGUGGAACCUGCGUCGACGAUGUUAACGGUUACUCCUGCAAUUGUGCUCCUGGCUAUGAAGGCGAUCACUGUGAAACAGACGUUGACGAAUGUGCCUCUAAUCCGUGUGCAAAUGGCGGAAUUUGUGAGGACGAGAUCAACCACUUUACAUGUACUUGUGCUCCUGGCUAUGGAGGAGAUUAUUGUGAAAGGGGUAUAGGCUUGAUUCCCUUCGGAGGAAGGAUAGGACCGAUCACUGGCGGCCUUGGAGCCAGGCGCAGAAGAAACGCUCCCAAUACUCACUGGAGUCGUGUAGGGAAUGUGGCAAACUUAGUCUAUGAUGCGGACAGUGGUGAAGAGGAGCGGCUGGUGGCUUUUGCCGCUUCAAACUUGGAAGGACUUGCUGAGGAAGAUAGUAUUCAAAGUCCUCUUCGAGACCUCACAGAAGAUGUGGAGGGGUUUCCUAACAACUACCCUGUUACCACAACCGAGGCGAUGCCGUCCCUGGUGCAGGAUUUCCACAACAUGCUCAACGGCUUCAACUGUAGCAACAACGGUCCUAACUGUAACCGGACGCGUGGACAGGACGAUGUGGUAAAAUUAGACAACCAUUGGUACAUUGUUUACAGGCCAGCAAUUGAGUACGACCCAGGAAGUAUGAAGAGAGGCAUACGCUUCAGGAUUCACAUUGUGGCCUGGCGCGGCUUUAGAAUCUUUAUUCGAUGCUUCAUAUUUUAAGAAAACAUUUUACAAAUUCACACAUUAGUGUAAAAUACAUUGAUUUUUUCAUCAGUACACUUAGUUGCAAUGUUAUGUAACAUUUUGUGUAAAUAUCGUAUCGUUAGGUAAAUAUAUAUAUA